Molecule: messenger RNA, 1515 nt
Organism: Fusarium graminearum PH-1
Lineage: Eukaryota; Fungi; Ascomycota; Sordariomycetes; Hypocreales; Nectriaceae
Exons: 8
Coding region: 1-1515 (504 amino acids)
Biological process (GO): DNA-templated transcription
Cellular component (GO): nucleus
Molecular function (GO): DNA binding; zinc ion binding
Source: RefSeq, a predicted model, not a curated record
AUGAGACCACGACUGCGCGACAUGCAAAGUCGAAUCACCAAGAUAUUGACCGGUGUAGGGGAUUUGGAGGCCAGGCUGGAAUCACAGAAUAGCCCGCCCGAGUUUCAACCUUUCAGCACAGAACUCAUUGAUACGGGUCGAUUUGAGCGGUUGCCGCCUCCUCAUAUUGUGGAUGAGCUAACAAGCAUCUACUUCAACAAACUCCAGUCCGACUCAUUCAUGAUUCAUGGUGAGAGGUAUAUCGCCUCUCUGUACAGACCGGCACAUAUGCAACCACCAAUGUGUCUACAAUAUGCAAUCCUAGCCGCUGGAGCAAGUGCAUCGCAGACACACGCAUAUAUGGCCGAAGCCUUUUACGUACGAUCAAGGCAGUAUAUCCAAGCAGAUGAGAUGAAGAGCGAUAGUGAGCAGGUCUCGUUAGCCCACUGUCAAGCUUGGGUUCUCAUAGGCCACUUCGAGGCACAGCACUUGUGGUUCUCGAGAGCAUCAAUGAGUAUCGCCAGAGCUAUUCGAUUGGCGCACAUACUAGGUCUUCACCGUCUAGACGCACGGGAUUUCACCGAGGAGGAGGAACGAAGAAAAACGUUUUGGACAGUCUUUACGACUGAUCGGAUCACGAGCAGCACUGGUGGUUGGCCCACCAUGAUGGACUGGCGAAGCAUACAAACCCGGUUGCCGACAUCGAUUGAUGCUUUCUUGUCUAGCACCCCAGUGGCUACCAUAACACUCAAGCAAGCUCUUGGCCAAGGCAUGUUCGAGCUAUCCACCAGCGCCUGCAGAGUCGUCGCAGUUCACUUGUUUAACGAAUGUUUCAACUUCUCCAGAGCAAGCGAGGAAGAUGAAGACAAUAACGACUGGACCCAACUUCAAAAACUAGACGAGGCAGUGACUAACGCUUUCGCGACUCUGCCUUCGGACUUGCGAUGUCCUGACAACAUGGACAAUCCCGCGGCUGUUCUCAUCAACCUACAGUUGCACACAGCGCUGAUUUGCAUUCAUCGUUCAGUGACAACUCGUUCACAGAUGGAUAUGUCGCUUUUGCCACACAUAAACACUCGAUGUAUGGAGUCUGCGCUGCAAAUAAUGAUGACAGUCGCACUGGUCUCGGAUCUUAGUAUCAGGUUCCGGAAUCCCCUUGUGUCCUUCGCUACUUUCGUCGCAGCAUCCUUCUUCCUAACGGACUUUUCGACGACGGGUAAUCGUCAGAGCGAAGAUAACUUUACGGCUCUCAUGAGUGUCAUGUCCGAGGUUGGCAAGACCAACAUGUUUGUGGCGUCGCUGGCUGUUCGGCUGGCGCAUAACAUGAGAGCUUCUGCUAUAGAUCAGAAUACAGUGGGAAAGGUUGGGAUGCUCAUAGCUGAUCUUGACCUUGAUGUGCCGAUUCCUGGUCAAGAAGAUGCUGAGAAUGGAAUCGUGGUGCUUUGUCCUGUUGCAGGAAAACAUGAUCAUGGUGACGUGGAUCACGAUAUUGCCUCCAGCUACCCUUCAUCAAGAGUCAUGCAACGUAGGGCAUAA